AUGUAUUCAACCGGAUCUUCAUCUUCGAUUUCAGUUGCCGUAGGUAAUUUCAACAAGGACCACCGAUUAGAUAUUGUCGUUGUAAACAAUGAUACUGGUGUCAUUGAUAUUCUUGUUGGACGUUACGAAGGCUUUCAAAAUCAAAUAAGAUAUUCAGCUGGCUCUUGGCCACAAUCUGUAUCUAUUGGUGAUGUUAACAACGACACUCGACUAGAUAUCGUUGUUGCCAAUGGGGCUAGCAAUGAUGUGAGUGUCCUUCUUGGAUAUGGGAAUGGUUCUUUUGAAACUCAAACAAGGUAUUCAGUUGGCUCUUCUCCAUCAUCUGUAGCUAUUGGUGAUGUCAACAAUGACAAUCGACUAGAUAUCGUUGUCGCCAAUUGGUUUAGCAAUGAUGUGAGUGUCCUUCUUGGAUAUGGAAAUGGUUAUUUUGAAAAUCAAACAAGAUAUUCAGUUGGCUCUUAUCCAUCAUCUGUAUCUAUUGGUGAUGUCAACAAUGACACUCGACUAGAUAUCGUUGUCGCUAAUGAGGGUAGCGAUGAUGUGAGUGUCCUUCUUGGAUAUGAGAAUGGUUCUUUUGAAAAUCAAACAAGGUAUUCCGUUGGCUCUUAUCCAUAUUCUGUAGCUAUUGGUGAUGUCAACAAUGACACUCGACUAGAUAUCGUUGUCGCCAAUCGGCAUAGCAAUGAUGUGAGUGUCCUGCUGCAAUAUAACAGAGGAGCGAUUACAUAUGAAAUGAGCUUGGCAUCUGGUGGUGGUUCUAGCCUACGAUGUGUAGUCAUUGGUGAUUUGAACAAUGACACUAAUCUGGAUAUCGUCAUAGCUAAUUACGGCACUAAUAAUAUAGGUGUUCUUUUUGGAUAUGGGAAUGGUAGUUUCGAAAAUCAAAUGAUGCUCAGCACUAGCAUGAAUUCUCAUCCGAUUUCUAUCGCAGUUGGAGACUUCAAUGGUGACCGUGAAGUAGAUAUUGCUGUGGCCAAUCAUGGUACAAAGCAUGUAGAUAUGAUGCUUGGAAAUGGACAGGGAAAAUUUGCAAUUCAAAUAAGGUAUGAAAUUGGCUUUGAUACACCUCCGUUAGUUAUGGCUUCUGGUGAUUUUAAUAAUGACGCACGAUCGGAGAUCGCUGUCGCUUACGAUGGACGUGAUCAUGUGGAUAUUUUUGUUGCGUAUAAUCAUGGUUCUUUUGAAAAUCAAACAAGAUAUUCAGUUGGCUCUUCUCCAUAUUCUGUAGCUAUUGGAGAUGUCAACAAUGACACUCGACUAGAUAUCGUUGUCGCCAAUUCGGGUAGCAAUGAUGUGAGUGUUCUUCUUGGAUAUGGAAACGGUUCUUUUGAAAAUCAAACAAGGUAUUCAGCUGGCUCUAAUCCACAAUCUGUAUCUAUUGGUGAUAUUAACAACGACACUCGACUAGAUAUCGUUGUUGCCAAUGGGAAUAGUUAUGAUUAA
Rotaria sordida is the source of this 1443-nucleotide messenger RNA. The record is from the annotation of a GenBank genome assembly. NCBI's taxonomy places the organism in Eukaryota, Metazoa, Rotifera, Eurotatoria, Philodinida, Philodinidae.